AUGACGGAUACGACAGCAAGCACUACUUCUAAUCAAGAAGAAAAAGUUAAUAAUGAACGAGAAUUAUCGAUUGAUAAUGGCAAUCCAAAGAGUCCAUUAGAAUUUUCAUGGACAUUUUGGUAUCUUAAACCUGACAAACGUAUUGUUUGGGAGAAAUCUUUAAUAAAAUUAAUCGAUGUUGCAUUUGUGGAAGACUUCUGGGCAACAUACAAUCAUUUAGCAUUGCCAUCACGUCUUGCAACUGCCAAAAUUAAUUCAGAUUAUUAUUUUUUCAGGACAGGAAUUCGUCCAAUGUGGGAGGAUCCAGCAAAUGCUAAUGGUGGUCGUUGGCUAUUAACAUUAGGAAAUUUCGACGUUAAACUUGAUGAUUUAUGGCAAGAAACAUUACUUGGCAUGAUUGGUGAUUGCUUUUCAAAUGAUGCAGAUCAGCGGCCACUCAGCCGUUUUAUAACUGGUUGUGUAGUGUCAAUUCGUGUACGUGGCCAUAAAAUCGGUCUCUGGCUAUCGGAAGCCCAAGAUGGAACAAUUGUUCGUGAAAUCGGACGUCGAUGGAAAACUAUGAUGAAUUUACCAUCAAAUAUGCGUAUUCAAUUCGAGACACAUAACGAGAGUGGUAGUGGGCCACAAAAACCUAUGUAUGAAGAAUAG
This is a messenger RNA of Rotaria socialis, 648 nucleotides long. The record is from the annotation of a GenBank genome assembly. Lineage: Eukaryota; Metazoa; Rotifera; Eurotatoria; Philodinida; Philodinidae.